AUGGGUAAGUUCCUGCCAUCCUCCGGUGGGAGUCUGCAUGCUGAGUGGGUCCCAAAGCUGCUGCUCAGCAAGAUGGAGGCAUCUGAGAUUGCUCUACCCCAGGGAAGCGGCAUUACUGUGCGCAUCAGGCUGGCCAGCCCAGGCUUGCCCUCGAAGCCCUCCUGCUACAUCAUCAUGGCUAGACAGCAUGUGAUCGAGUUGCUCGUCAAACCUGGAGAAAGAAAGUCCAUUACCUUUAGCUGCAGCAAUCCAGAGAAGUACUUUGUCUUGGAGAUUGAGAAGAAUAUUGACUGCAUGUCAGGCCCAUGUCCUUUUGGGGAGGUCAAACUUCAGCCCUCCACAUCAGAGCUGCCCACUCUCAACAGAACCUUCAUCUGGGAUGUCAGAGCUCAUAAGAGCAUUGGCCUCGAGCUACAGUUCUCUGCCCCUCGCUUGAGGCAGAUUGGACCUGGCGAGAGUUGCACAGAUGGGGUCACUCACUCUAUCAGUGGCCGAAUCGAUGCCACUGAGGUGAAGAUUGGAAUCUUCUGCAGCAACGGCACAGUGUCCCGGAUCAAGAUGCAAGAGGGUGUAAAAAUGGCCUUACACCUGCCGUGGUUCCACCCCAGGAACGUCUCAGGCUUCAGCAUUGCAAACCGUUCAUCUAUAAAACGCCUGUGCAUUAUCGAGUCUGUAUUUGAGGGUGAAGGCUCAGCAACCCUGAUGUCUGCCAAUUACCCAGGAGGCUUCCCUGAGGAUGAGCUUAUGACCUGGCAGUUCAUCAUCCCUGCACACCUGCGGGCCAGUGUUUCCUUCCUCAACUUCAACGUCUCCAACUGCGAGAGGAAGGAGGAGCGGGUGGAAUACUACAUCCCAGGCUCCACCACCAACCCUGAGGUGUUCAAGCUGGAGGACAAGCAGCCUGGGAACAUGGCUGGGAACUUCAACCUCUCACUGCAGGGCUGUGAUCAGGAUGCCCAGAGCCCGGGGAUCCUGCGACUGCAGUUUCAGGUCCUGGUCCAACGUCCACAGAAUGAAAGCAAUAAAACCUACAUGAUCGACCUAAGUCAAGAGCGAACCAUGUCACUCACCAUAGAGCCAAGACAGACCAAACAGGGCCGCAGAUUUGUUCCCGGGUGCUUUGUGUGUCUAGAGUCUCGGAUCUGCAGUACCAAUGUUACUCUCACAGCUGGCUCCAAACACAAGAUCUCCUUCUUGUGUGACGACCUGACGCGCCUGUGGGUGAAUGCGGAGAAAACCCUAAGCUGCCUGGACUACGGCUACUGCUCUAGGAAGCCCUACCUCCUGCAGGUGCCCGCUGACAUCCUCCAGCUGCCCAUCCAGUUGCAUGACUUCUCCUGGAAGCUGCUUGUACCCAAGGACAGGCUCAGCCUAAGGUUGGUGCCAGCUCAGAAGCUGCAGCAGCACACACACGAGAGGGCCUGCAACACCAGCCUCGGCUACCGUGUGCUUAGUACCUCGCCCAGCCAGGACCUGUACUUUGGCUCCUUCUGCCCCGGAGGCUCCAUCGAGCAGAUCCAGGUCAAGCAGAACGCCACAGUGACACUGCGCACCUUUGCCCCCAAUUUCCAACAAGAGGUCUCCAGGCAGGUCCUGACUGUGUUCUUCAUACCGUAUUUCAAAGAGGAAGGCAUUUUCACAGUGACCCCAGACACAAAAAACAAGAUCUACCUGAGGACCCCUAACUGGGACCGGGGCCUGCCUGCCCUUUCCUCUGUGUCCUGGAACAUCAGCGUGCCCAGUGACCAGGUGGCCUGCCUGACCUUCUUCAAGGAGCGCACUGGUGUGGUCUGCCAGUCAGGACGGGCAUUCAUGAUCAUCCAGGAACAGCGGACCCGAAUGGAGGAGAUCUUUAGCCUGGAGGAGGAAGUGCUCCCUAAGCCAAGUUUCCAUCGCCACAGCUUCUGGGUCAACAUCUCCAACUGCAGUCCUGUGAGCGGCAAGCAACUGGACCUGCUCUUCUGGGUGACUCUUACCCCAAGGACUGUAGAUCUGGCUGUCAUCAUCGGUGCAGUGGGAGGUGGAGCUCUGCUUCUGUUUGCCCUGGGACUCAUCAUCUGCUUUGUGAAAAAGAGGAAAAAGAAGGUCAAUAAGGGCCCUGCUGUGGGCAUCUACAAUGGUAAUAUCAACACCCAGAUCCCCCAGCCACAAAAGUUCCAGAAAGGACGAAAGGACAAUGAUUCCCAUGUGUACGCAGUCAUCGAUGACACCAUGGUGUACGGGCACCUGCUAGAAGACUCUGGCCAAUCCUUCCUCCAGCCAGAGGUGGACACGUACCGGCCCUUCCAGGGCGCCAUGGGGGACUGCCCCCCCUCCCCACCCCCUAUAUUCUUCAGGACCCCAACUGCAAAGUUUGCUGCAGAUGAGCCAGCCCCUAGCAGCCCUCCUGAAUCUGAGAACGAACCCUACACCUUCUCACACCCCAACAAGGGGGAGGUAGGCAACAGGGAGACAGACAUCCCCUUGCUCAACACCCAGGGGCCAGUGGAGCCGGAAGAAUAACCUGGACCCAUUCCAAAGACUUCACUGAGGUGCAUGACACAGGGCACUGAGACAUGCAAAAGUGUCCCAACAGAAGAGAAAUCAUCUAGAGGGAAGAGUGGGUUUUGCUAGAUGCCACCAGAUCCCGGUUUCCCAGUGGACUUGUCCCAUUGAUGGUUCUCAUCUGAAUGCCAUCCUCGCAGCUCACAUCCUCCUAAACUCAGGUUGUGCUGGGGACCAGCCAUGGCGACAUCAGAGAGAUAUGGGUCACUGAGACAGGUUUACCAGGAACCCUGGAUUUCAAGUGAUAGAGACAGCCGAUUCCUAGGAGCGCCACCCAAGGUCUCUGCUCUCACUAGAGUCCCCAGGGUGAAACUGACAAUGUGCCUUUUUACUAUUAUUAUUUAUUUGGUGGUCCUAUGUAUUUAAGAGGCUGAAUGUGGAGCUAGGGGUGUCGUUCAGUUUGUGCCUGCCUAAUAUGCACAAAGCCCUGAGUCCAUCUGUUAAAGCCAGGCAUGAUGGUGCAUGCCUAUAAUCCUAGCACUAGGGAGGCAGAGGCAGGUAGAUCAGAAGUUCUAAGUCAUCCUCGAGUAUAUAGUGACUUGGAGGUCAGCCUGGGCUACAUGAGACCUUCCCUUCUUUACCUGGCAUAGUAAUGACUUGUGCUAACUGGUUUGGAGGGCUGUUUUGUUUUAUGCCAGUCACUAGAUAAACAUGCACCUGUCCCCUGCAAGGUGACAGAUUGGCCAUCUGCCCAGCCAGCAAAGGAUGUGUAUGUGUGUGUAGGACUGACACAUACCCACGUUGGUAAGAGACUUCCCAGUUCCCCCGGCUGCCUAUGGCUGUCCCCUGCAGAAUGCAGAAUUAAUCAUGAGUCCCCUUGUCCUCUAGUCCUAGAAAUAAGAGAAAUUUCCUUGAGCUGCUGUGUGUGUUGUGUGGCUCAAAUAUAUACCAGACAGUGGCCGUCUGUGUCAGUUUCCUGGUGUUACUGCACCACAGCCUUUGGUGGCUUAAAAGAAACAUGACUUAACAGUUCUGGAGAUCAGAAUUCCCAAAAUAGGGUUGACUGAGCUAAAAUCAGGGUGUCAGAGAACUGUGCUCUCCAACACUCUCUGGAGAGUUUCCUGGCCUUGCCUAUCUUUAGAGGCAUCUAUGGCCAAGCAAGGCUGUCUCAUAGGACAUUAGUCACCCUGGAAAAGUCCCUUGACUGUGUGUCAGGUGCCACCUCUACUGGUUUAGUGGCAUUGACAUAGGAAGGGUGGGCAUGGGGAAGCAAUCAAAUUUAUGUGUUGGUUCUCACUGUGUGCCAGCCCAGUGUCCUUCCACCGUGGUUUUGCUGAUGCCCAGGCAGCCCUCACAUCCAUCAGCUGGGCCUGUGAGCUAGGCCAGCUCAGGCAGAGCUAAUCCUGAGUGCUGUUUUCACUGCAUAGAAGGGAAAGUCUUCCAUAGAAACAAGCCAAGGUCCAUCGGCUGUGACCUCAGUACAGCUUAAAGGACCAAUCUGUGGAUCUUCAAUGCUUACCUGGAAAUAAUUUAUUUAAUGUUAGAGACAUUUUAAAUAGCAUAUUCAUGUCCUAUACUUUUUUUAAAUAAACAGAUAUACAAAAUUAAUGCAUAUCAGGUUGUUUAAAUGCUCCAACUGCUUGUGCCAAUUCCACAAAGGCCCCAGUUCCCCCCGUCUGUUUCUUGUGACAGGCUCCACGUGGGCUGAGCAACUGUCCUCGCCAUAGUCCACUAAGAGUUUUUGCACAGGAUGGCAGGCUUGGUCUGCAGUCUGUUCCCUCUUUA
Messenger RNA from Nannospalax galili (Upper Galilee mountains blind mole rat), 4269 nucleotides. RefSeq names its product CUB domain containing protein 1 (gene Cdcp1). The record is from RefSeq and is a predicted model, not a curated record. Lineage: Eukaryota; Metazoa; Chordata; Mammalia; Rodentia; Spalacidae. The transcript has 9 exons. The coding region runs from base 1 to 2502 and encodes 833 amino acids.